This is a messenger RNA of Carassius carassius (crucian carp), 1744 nucleotides long. It is a transcript of the gene arl6, whose product is annotated as ADP-ribosylation factor-like 6. The coding region runs from base 94 to 654 and encodes 186 amino acids. The record is from RefSeq and is a predicted model, not a curated record. Gene Ontology annotation, cellular component: cytoplasm; axoneme. The transcript is spliced from 8 exons. Gene Ontology annotation, molecular function: GTP binding; GTPase activity. Lineage: Eukaryota; Metazoa; Chordata; Actinopteri; Cypriniformes; Cyprinidae. Gene Ontology annotation, biological process: cilium assembly; protein localization to cilium; vesicle-mediated transport.
GUGUGAGUCGAGAGAAAAGUGCGUCAUCGGUCUCCUAGCAGCGCGUUUUACAGGGUUUCCAGGACUUCAGAAGCGUCCCAUCUAAAUAGGCAAAUGGGGCUUUUUGACAAGCUUGCAGGGUGGCUGGGCCUGAAGAAGAAGGAAGUGAACUUGCUAUGUUUAGGUCUGGACAACAGUGGAAAAACUACCAUCAUCAACCAGCUAAAGCCAUCCAAUGCUCAGGCUCAAGACAUUGUCCCAACUAUAGGUUUCAGCAUAGAAAAGUUUAAGACCUCAAGUCUUUCUUUCACAGUGUUUGACAUGUCAGGGCAGGGCAGAUACAGAAAUCUGUGGGAGCACUAUUACAAGGAGGGUCAGGCCAUCAUAUUUGUGAUUGACAGUGGUGAUAAACUUAGAAUGGUGGUGGCAAAAGAAGAAUUGGAUACCCUUUUGAAUCACCCUGAUAUUAAGCACAGGAGGAUACCUAUACUAUUUUUCGCAAACAAGAUGGACCUCAGGGAUGCACUGUCAGCAGUAAAGGUCUCCCAGCUCUUGUGUCUGGAAAACAUUAAGGACAAACCAUGGCACAUCUGUGCAAGUGAUGCAGUGAAAGGCGAAGGUCUUCAGGAGGGUGUAGACUGGCUGCAAGAUCAAAUCAGAGGGAUGAAAACAUAAAACCCUCCUGAGAUAUAAAAACAGUCAAGGUCACCAGCUGCAAUGGCAGAGCCAGACAAAAAAAGAUCUUCACCUUUUGUGCUGAUGUUAAAAUCAAUUAGGUUGGUAGUGUAAAAACUGAUUUGGCUUUGAUUAUGGCCCUGUCUGCACUAGGUAUAUAAACAUCUCAGUUGAUCUGAUCACAAGUGGUCAGGCAGAACUUUGAUUUUUAGGCAUUAUUCUGACAGUUGUUUUCUUUGAAAUCCACACAGAACUUGUGAAGUUUAACCUAAAAGCCCAAUAAUUGAUUGACAGAUUCCCUGUUCUCCGGGAAGCAUAAGAACACUCGAAUUUAAACAAAAAAAAAUUGGCCAUAUACAUUUCUGACUACCUUCAAAUGAGUAAGAUCUUAAACAUUACACCAAUUCUGUUCACCUUAGCUAUUAUGCUAAUAUCAGGUGUAAAUUUGUCUGUGACGAUGCAUCUAGUAUUUGAUCAUUGCAUCUUCUGUCUUGAUGAAUACAUAAACUGCACUUCUCUCUAGAUGAAUUACACUACACUUCUUGGCUGCCAAUGCUGUAAAGUUAUUCUGUUGAGAAAACUCACUGUAACAGGUUUCUCAGACAGCAGAGCCCAAUGGCUAAUAUUUUAUAUCUUAUAAAAUAUAUCUAUGUUUUUGAAUAGAUAGAAAACAUUCCCAAGCAGUGUUUAUUCCAUUGCUUCGAAAUGUAAAAUUGGUCAAAGCUUGUUACUGUAGUGAUGUACGGUAGUGCUGUUUAUUCAGAAUUAUACUAUGAUAUAUUUUUCCAUGCAUUCUAUGCAUGUUGUCAGAAAGGAAAUGUUUCUUUGUUUAGGAAUUAUUUUCCAUAAACUUAUUGUUUUUAAAACAUAUGUAAAGGAAUUGUUGCUUCAUUUUUAUCUUGUGUUUUGUCUAGACAAAGUAAAUUUUCACAUUAACUUAUUUUCUAAACAAAGCAUUUCGCUGAUUUUUAGCAUUUUUUUUUUCUUUCUUGCUGUUUUAUUCAUAAAUAUGUGAUGUUGUAAUAGAAUGUUUAAAGAAUAAACAAGAUCUGGGGCUUAGUCUGUGUAUGAAGGCUAUCUCUAUACAGUA